Panicum virgatum (switchgrass) is the source of this 2533-nucleotide messenger RNA. RefSeq names its product protein RRNAD1. NCBI's taxonomy places the organism in Eukaryota, Viridiplantae, Streptophyta, Magnoliopsida, Poales, Poaceae. The transcript has 11 exons. The record is from RefSeq and is a predicted model, not a curated record. Bases 26 to 1672 code for a protein of 548 amino acids.
UCAGUUCCUCUCUCCUCCCCGCGCGAUGGCGGCGACUCCGGCGAGCGGCGGCGCGUACUCGUGCGAGACGGCGGCGCGGACCCGUGAGUGGAUGGAGGCCCUCGCCGCCUUCCUCGGCCGCCACCGCCCGCUGCUCGAGGCCCACGUCGUCAACUUCUUCAAGGACAGGAUGUGGGAGCUGGUGGACGCCGAGUGGAUGGAGUGCCUCCGGCGGGAGCCCGUGGAGAGCUUGCUCAAGCUGCCAUCCGGUUGCGUCCAGGAGCACUGGCCCGCUACGCUGCGAGAGUUUGUGCUUACUGCUAGGUCGCUUGUUAUUCCACGGGAGCAGAAGGCUCCGCAGUCGCUUGUACCUGAUAUUCAUGUAGCUUCCAUUGGCACCGUUCUCGCUCAAGGCAUGAACUCAAAGAAGAAGCACGAAAUCGAAAAUCUAGCUGCGGUGGUACAUGCGAUUGCUAAGAGUUGUGGAGCCAAGACAGUGGUUGAUGUAGGUUCUGGCCAGGGCUAUCUUGCACAAGCUUUAUCUUUUGAGUACCAACUCCCUGUUGUUGCAAUAGAUGCUUCAUCACAUCAUGCAUCAGUUACAGUUGCUCGUGCAGAGAGAAUAAAGAAGUACUAUGCUGCUAAAUGUGUGGAGAAGCAAUUUCUCAAAGUACCUAGGACCAUCACCUGUCAUGUUCUUUCUAGUGACACAUUGGCAGCUGUCACGUUGGGCGCAUGUAAGGACGACAAUGGUGAACAUUUAAGAGAAACUAAGGCCUGUACUGAGAAAAGCCCUCAAAUCCAGGAACCAACUCAGAGCAGCCCACCAUUAAUCCUUGCUGGUCUUCAUGCUUGUGGUGAUCUUUCUGUUAACAUGCUAAGAGUUUUUGUGUCCUGCGAACAAGUAAAAGCAUUGGUAAGCGUUGGCUGCUGUUACAACUUGCUUUCUGAGGAUUCUUAUGAGGACACGAACACCUGUCCUGGUUUUCCUAUGAGCAAAGCUGCCAAACUAUCUGAACUGGUGCUUGGGAAAAGCAUUCGUGAUCUUGCUUGCCAGAGUGCAGAGAGAUGGAGAAGUCUCACCAUGGACAUCGCACUGCAAAAUUUUGAUGUACAUGCCUUCCGAGCUGCAUUUCAAAUGGUACUUGAGAAAUAUUUUCCAGAAGUGUCAAGGUUGAGUCCAUCAAUUGGAAGGCAAGGAAAAGCUCUUCGACGUCAGAGGCUUCGGAAAGUUGUGGAAUCACAAAUGGCUAAAGAGAAAAUUGAUGAUUUCUCCUGUUCAACUUUAAAGGAACAAAACGCGAACACAGGUGAUGUUGAUUCAGUCAUAUAUGGCGUUGACACAGGACCAGAUGACAUCCAUCAUGAUGAACGUCGAAAGUUUGCCCUUUUCAAAGAUUUUACACUAUCAGGAUUAUGUCGCCUUGGCUGCGGUUCAGUGGAAGACACAAGUCUGCUUGAAAUAUGGAAGGAUGUGCACCCCUUCUCUGAAUAUAUAGGUCCCUUUUGGUGCCUUCGGGCUGCUUUAGGUCCACUGGUUGAAACAUAUAUUUUACUUGAUCGGUUAUUAUUUCUUCAAGAACAAAGCAACCUAGUCGAAGCAUUGUUGUUUCCUCUAUUUGAUCCUACGCUGUCUCCAAGGAACAUGGCCAUAAUUGCUUGGAAGUUAUCUGCAAAUUCUUCAGAAGCAUGACAUGGUAAAUCUUCUGAUGCCGGAAUAUGUAGGGGAAUAUAUGUAGGUUGAUGAGAUGUUGUGUUGGUACAAAAGUAUAACAUUCAGAUUCUUGUGGCAGAACUUGUUCGUUCAUUAUAUUUAGAUACAAUAUUGUAUAUGUUGUCUUGGCGUAUAAAACAAACACUGAAGAUAGUCUUUUUGAAAUUAUGAUAGCAAUGGAUUAUGAGGCUAUCUAGAUAUACUCGAGUUGCUUCUUUGUUGCAUCCUAGCUUCUUGCAGAGUGUAUUUUGCAGCUUGUGUGAUGUUCAGAUCUUGCGAGAAUGUGGUAGGCCAAUCUCUCCCUCAGUAUUUCUGCACAGGUAAGAAAGACGAACUCCAUCAGGCAAGAUCUUGCAAAUCUAGUUGCAGGAAUGUGCAAGAUACUGCCCUCAAAGAGUGUGCCUUUAUCCAUUAAAUGCUAGGUGUACAUCUACAUCGAUUCCAUGGCCAGAGUGCUUGCUUGCUUGCUCAUUUUUCUAAAGUGAUCAAGAAACAAGUUGCUAUGGAACAUUAUCCUUCCUGCAAUAUGUGUAUAUGUGUUCUAUGCAAGAACUUGUGUACAUGUCAUUACUCAUUGUUGGACCAAGGAUAAAGGCCCCCGCCCCUCCCACUAUAACACCUGGGUUUUAUGGUCGGGUUGACUAGGUGGGGCGCUCUAACUUGGUACCAGAGCCGAGGUCCUGAGUUCGAUCCCUCCCGGCCACGCAUUUCCGCUGCGCGAUUUCCCCUGCGUCUCUCGUGUGCUGAGACCUGCUGCGGGCUACGCCGGGCUCGCACGCCGUAGGGGGAAUGUUGGACCAAGGAUAAAGGCCCCCGCCCCUCCCACUAUAACACCUGGGU